AUGCGGGAGAAGCCCACCCUGGCAACUGGAGGAGGCCCAGACCCCUGCCCGCCUCCUGCCGAGCAGGUGCCAAUUGGCAUGGCUUCCCUCGCACUCCUGGCGCUUCUGAUGGCCCCUGCUGGGAUGGGGUGGGAGCCGCAGGCUGCGGUGGUGCUACCCGGGGUCCUGGAUCCCCCCAGCCCCAGCCGGUGCUCAGCGGUGCAGCUGGCGGAGCGGCUCCCCUGCGGCUCCCCUCGGGUCAGCCACGGCCAGUGCUCCCACUUGGGCUGCUGCUUCGACCCCCAGGACAGGGUGACCCCCUGCUACUACGGCAAGACAGUGACGGCUCGCUGCGCCCCAGGCGGCUCCUUCUCCCUGGCCGUCUCCAGAGACGCCGCUGUGCCGCCCCUCCGCUUGGACUCCCUGCACCUGCUGAGCGGCCGGGGGGGCCCCUGGGGCCCCCCCCCCAGGAACGAAGCCUUGUGGUGGUCCCCUUCCCACGGUCUGCCUGAGGCCGGAGGCCACCGGAUCUACGAGAACGAGCUCUCGGUAGAGGGAGGGACCCUCCGGGCACCUUCAGGCUCCGUCAGCCAGGCCAGCGGCUUCUUCAGGCUGACCAUCCGCUGCGGCUACUCGGCCGGGGAGCCCCUCCCGGUGAGCGUCCUGCUGGCCGCCCCUCCUCCCCCGGCCCCCGUUGCCCAGCAGGGGCCCCUCGCCCUGGACAUGCGGAUGGCUGGAGACGAGAGCUACUCCUCCUUCUAUGGGCCUCUGGACUACCCGGUGGCGAAGCUUCUGCACGAGCCGGUUCCCAUGGAAGUCUCCCUCCUCGGGAGGCGGGACCAGGCGCUCCGCCUGCUCCUCCGCGAGUGCUGGGCCACCCCAAGCGCCGACCCCCUCCGGGCACCUCAGUGGCCCCUCCUGCAGGACGGGUGCCCCUACCGAGGAGACAGCUACCAGGCCCAGCUGGUGCCCCUCCAGUGGGAUUCGGGGCUGCCCUUCCCCUCCCACCACCGGCGCUUUGUGGUCAGGACCUUCCCCCUUGUGGACACAGACGCUCAGCAGAUGCUCAGCGGCCCGAUUUACUUCCACUGCAACGCCUCUGCCUGCCUGCCCUCCGCCCAGGAGCCCUGCGGCACCCGCUGUGAGGCCGGCCUGCAGGGCAGACGCCAGAGAGAUGCCCCGGGAGGGGCUCUGAUGGAGGCGGGGCAGGUGCUGCUGAUGGCUUCCACUGGGCCCGUGGAUUUCUUCAGCACUCCCGUGCAGGCCUCCCGUCCCGAAG
This is a messenger RNA of Notechis scutatus (mainland tiger snake), 1258 nucleotides long. The record is from RefSeq and is a predicted model, not a curated record. Lineage: Eukaryota; Metazoa; Chordata; Lepidosauria; Squamata; Elapidae.